AUGCCAUGUGCCCAGAGGCGCUGGCUUGCAAACCUCUCCGUUGUGGCUCAGCUUCUUAGCUUGGGGGCCCUUUGCUCUGCGAGACAGCCGCAGCCAGGGCCGGUGCGCUUCCCCGACAGGAGGCAAGAGCAUUUCAUCAGGGCCCUACCAGAGUACCACGUGGUGGGUCCUGUUCGAGUAGACGCCAGUGGGCGUUUUCUGUCCUACGGUUUGCACCAUCCCGUCACCAACAGCAGGCGGAAGAGAGAUGUGGAAGGGCCAGAGGACCGGGUAUACUACCGAAUUUCACACGAGGAGAAGGAUCUGUUUUUUAACUUGACAAUCAACCAGGAAUUUCUUUCCAAAAACUACAUUGUGGAGAGGAGAUACGGGAACCUUUCCCAUGUCAAGAUGGUGGUCUCCUCGCCACCCCCCUGCCAUCUUCAGGGUACAGUUCUGCAGCAAGGCACAAAGAUGGGAACCGCAGCCCUCAGCGCCUGCCAUGGACUGACUGGAGUUUUCCAUCUGCCACACGGAGAUUUUUUUAUUGAGCCUGUCAAAAAGCAUCCACUGACUGAGGGAGAGUACCACCCACACAUCAUUUACAGGAGGCAGAGGAAGAAUGUGCCAGAGAUGAAGGCGCCAACCUGUGGAGUAAAGGAUAGUCUUGGCAUCUCCCAGAAGCAAGAGAAAUGGGAGAGGAACAGCUUGGCAAGCAGAAGUCUUUCUCGGCGUUCCAUCAGCAAAGAGAGGUGGGUGGAGACCCUGGUGGUGGCUGACACGAAGAUGAUUGAGUAUCACGGGAGCGAGAACGUGGAGUCCUAUAUCCUAACCAUCAUGAACAUGGUCACUGGGCUGUUUCAUAACCCAAGCAUUGGCAAUGCAGUUGACAUUGUUGUGGUUCGGCUCAUUCUGCUUGAAGAGGAAGAGCAAGGCCUGAAAAUAGUUCACCAUGCAGAGAAGACACUGUCCAGUUUUUGCAAGUGGCAGAAGAGCAUCAACCCCAAGAGCGACCUCAACCCCGCCCACCAUGAUGUGGCUGUCCUUCUCACCAGAAAGGACAUCUGUGCUGGUGUCAACCGCCCCUGCGAGACUCUGGGGCUGUCUCACCUCUCAGGAAUGUGCCAGCCUCACCGGAGCUGUAACAUCAACGAAGACUCUGGCCUUCCUCUGGCUUUCACAAUCGCCCAUGAGCUGGGACACAGCUUCGGCAUCCAGCACGACGGGAAGGAGAAUGACUGUGAGCCCGUGGGCAGGCACCUGUACAUAAUGUCCCGCCAGCUCCAGUACAACCCCACACCGCUGACGUGGUCCAAGUGCAGCAAGGAGUACAUCACCCGCUUCCUCGAUCGAGGCUUGGGGUUCUGUCUUGAUGACAUCCCCAAAAAGAAAGGCUUGAAGUCCAAGGUCAUUGCUCCUGGAGUCAUCUAUGAUGUUCAUCACCAGUGCCAGCUGCAGUAUGGCCCCAAUGCCACCUUCUGCCAGGAGGUAGAAAAUGUUUGCCAGACCCUGUGGUGCUCAGUGAAAGGCUUUUGUCGCUCUAAACUGGACGCAGCUGCUGACGGGACACGAUGUGGUGAGAAGAAGUGGUGUAUGUCAGGGAAGUGCAUCAUGGUGGGGAAGAAACCGGAGAGCAUUCCCGGAGGCUGGGGCCGCUGGUCGCCCUGGUCCCACUGCUCCAGGACCUGCGGGGCCGGAGUCCAGAGUGCAGAAAGACUCUGCAACAACCCUGAACCAAAGUUUGGAGGGAAAUACUGCACGGGGGAGAGGAAGCGCUACCGCCUGUGCAGCGUGCACCCCUGUCGGCCCGACGCCCCGACAUUUCGGCAAAUGCAGUGCAGUGAGUUUGACACUGUUCCCUACAAGAAUGAAUUCUACCGCUGGUUCCCAGUGUUCAAUCCAGCACAUCCUUGUGAACUCUACUGCCGACCCAUAGAUGGCCAGUUUUCUGAGAAAAUGCUGGAUGCUGUCAUUGAUGGUACCCCUUGCUUUGAAGGCGGCAACAGCAGAAAUGUCUGUAUUAAUGGCAUAUGUAAGACCGUGGGCUGUGACUACGAGAUUGACUCCAGUGCCACCGAGGAUCGCUGCGGAGUGUGUCUGGGGGAUGGCUCCGCCUGCCAGACCGUGAGGAAGGUGUUCAAGCAGAAGGAAGGAUCUGGUUAUGUCGACAUUGGACUGAUACCAAAGGGAGCAAGGGACAUACGGGUAAUGGAGAUUGAGGAAGCUGGAAACUUCCUGGCCAUCCGUAGUGAAGACCCUGAAAAGUAUUACCUCAAUGGAGGGUUUAUUAUCCAGUGGAAUGGGAACUACAAGCUGGCAGGGACCACCUUUCAGUAUGACAGAAAAGGAGACCUGGAGAAACUUAUGGCCACAGGACCCACCAAUGAGUCGGUGUGGAUCCAGCUUCUGUUCCAGGUGACCAACCCUGGCAUCAAGUAUGAGUACACAGUCCGGAAGGAUGGCCUUGACAAUGACGUGGGGCAGCUGAUGUACUUCUGGCAGUAUAGUCCCUGGACCGAGUGCAGCGUGACGUGCGGGAUGGGCAUCCGCCGCCAGACUGCCCAGUGCAUGAAGAAAGGCCAUGGGAUGGUGAAAGCUACCUUCUGUGACCCAGAAACACAGCCCAACGGGAGACAGAAGAAGUGCCAUGAGAGGGACUGCCCACCCAGGUGGUGGUCAGGUGAGUGGGAAGCAUGUUCAACAACAUGUGGCCCCUAUGGAGAGAAGAAACGAAUUGUGCUGUGCAUCCAGACCAUGGGCUCUGAUGAGCAGGCCCUCUCUGCUAAAGAUUGCCAACACUUGCUGAAGCCCAAGACCCUCAUUUCCUGCAACAGAGACAUCUUGUGUCCAUCCGACUGGACAGUAGGCAAUUGGAGUGAGUGUUCUGUUUCCUGUGGUGGUGGGGUGCGGACACGCAGUGUCACCUGUGCCAAGAACCACGAUGAGCCUUGUGAUGUGACAAGGAAACCCAACAGCCGAGCUCUCUGUGGCCUCCAGCAGUGCCCGUCUAGACGGAGAUUUCUGAAACCCCACAGAAGCAGAACUUCCACUGGGACAGAGCCACCCACAGCUGAGAAAGACCCUGCGCAGCCCAUGCCUCCAACGACAGCCAGCCCCAGCACACGGACCACAGCCGCACUGCCUCAGCCUGUGAGCACAAGUUCUGUGUCACCUCACGGUCCCACACCUACCACAGCCUUGGAUGGGAAACACUGGCAGAAUAGUUCAGCCCACACUGAAUUGGACCCCUAUUAUGCCAUGUCCACUGGAAGUACUUCCCAGCCCACCCUCUUUUCCUGGCCUGUCAGUAUCCUCCCCAAGGAAGAGGAGGCCAGCACGUCAGUCGCUGCUCCUACUGUAGAAGGAGAUCUUGUAGCCACCACAGUGACUGGCUCUCACUUGUCAUCUUCCAGCAACCCUGUGACCCGGCAGGCGACUCCGGGUUCUACUACUGUGACCAGAAAGCCCGAAAUAGAGAUCCACAGUGGCUCAGGAGAAGAUAGUGACCCACCUGAGAACACAACUGAAAGCAACUCUGUAACAUGGACCAAAAUCAGAGUACCUGCAGAUGAUGCUUCAGCAGAACUGCCACUGGCACCCCCGCCAACACCUCCUCUGAAAGGGGCCCCCUUGGGGCUGCCCUUCAGCACAGUGACACAGGGACUGCUACCCAGCCAGACUGCGACAGCCCCCGAGAGUGGUGCACCCAUAGCUGAGAGGCUGCUCACUGCAAAGCCAGCCAGUACCACAGUCCCUCUGGGAGGAGACCACAGGUCAGGGCCCUUGGAAAAGUCAGCAAUCCGUGACCCCCCAGAACUUCUGAGCAACAUGAACCUAACGCACAGGUCAGCACCAGUCCUGACUGAGGAGGAUGCAACAAGUCUGAUCGCUGAGGGGUUUCUGCUGAACGCCUCCAGCUACAGGCAGCUCCCAGCAAGCCACGGCCCUGCCCGCUGGGUCGCUGGGAACUGGAGUGAGUGCUCCACCACAUGUGGGCUGGGCACCUACUGGCGAAGCGUGGAGUGCAGCACCCGGCUGGAGUCCGACUGUGCUGCUCUGCAGAGGCCCGACCCAGCUAAGAGAUGCCACCUCCGCCCCUGUGCCAGCUGGAAAGUGGGAAACUGGAGCAAGUGCUCCAGAAACUGCAGUGGAGGCUUCCAGAUCCGAGAGAUCCAGUGCGUGGACAGCAAGGACCGCAGGGGCCUGAGGCCGUUUCACUGCCAGUUCCUGGCGGGUGCCCCUCCCCCGCUGAGCAAGAGCUGCAACCCGGAGCCCUGUGAGGAGUGGCAGGUGUCACCCUGGAGCCAGUGUUCCAGGUCCUGUGGGAGCGGAGUGCAGGAGAGAGGGGUUGCUUGUCCAGGAGGCCGCUGUGACUGGACACAAAGGCCCACGUCCAUCAUUCCCUGCAACAGGCAGCCCUGCUGUCGCUGGGCCACUGGUAACUGGAGCCUGUGCACGGCUUCCUGUGGAGGUGGCUCGCAGAAGAGGACUGUCCGUUGUGUCUCCUCCGAGGGCAAUCAAACCGAAGACGAAGACGGAUGCCUGUGUGACCAUGAGCCCAGACCUCCAGAAUUGCGAAAAUGCAGCCAGCAGGCCUGCAGGAGGAGUGCCGAUUUACUCUGCACCAAGGACAACUUGUCAGUUGGUUUCUGUCAGACACUAAAAACCAUGAAGAAAUGUUCUGUCCCCACCGUGAGAGCUCAGUGCUGCUUCUCGUGUUCCCAGACAGACGUCCAUACACAACGGCUGAGAAAACUGCCAUUGCUCAAGAACCCCAAAACACUUUGAGACUAGACGCCCCCCCCCCCGCCGCCUCCCACCAGAGACUGCAGCUGCCUGCUGACCAGGCUAUGUUCUAGUUUCAGGAACCACUUCAUCAAAGUUACAUGACAUCGAGGUUUUCAGGUCCAACUUUGGGUCAUAACAAACCAAAAUCCAUUGUGUUCCUUUACCCAAAAUCCAAAUUGUCACUCAUAGGAGUCCUGGGACUUAAUACUCACUGUUUCCUGCAAGGAAGGGGAACACUCCAGAAGAAUUGGGAAUCUCCUGGGAUCUGCUUCUGGGAAAGGUGCCAAAGUAGGCGAGUGUGUGACAUGAUGACGGUCCCCAACCCUUAAAGACAAAAACAGACCAAGUUUUCCCCAGGCUAUCUCAGGAGUAUCGGGAAACAGACACACGUAUUCAGGGGGUAGGUCAUUUUGUUUCUUUUCUGCAGAGAAAUCGUCCUUUUUUUCUUCCCUGGUUGGGGCCAGGGAAGAUGUUUAAAAUGUCAUGGAGAGCUUUGAGGAUUCUUUCUCUAGCUCAUCCAGAGAGAGGAUGUUUUCUCACCCAAAAUUCAGUUGGGGCAGGGAGAGAAUGUGCCAGCUAAGCCCCUCAAUCUACCCCAAAUCCACAUCUGGGCUGUUUAAACUUCUGUGUCUGCCUAGAGACAGCUGGCUAAAAGGAGCAAGGCUGAUGUUACCAGAUUGAAUAGACCAAUGAGAUUUGGGUUAGUGAUACAGAAGACAGUCCGUGAUGUCUUGAUAAUUUCUAUGAAAUCUCUUAAGCAGAUGAACAGAAAUCAGCUCCUUGCUGAUUAAGAAAGGGACUGUAGGCUCUCAUUCUUCCCGCUUCCCAGACAGAUGCCCAUUCCUUGGCAGAAGAGCAAAAUCAUCUUCCUGUCUCAUUUUCCCUCUCCAGAAUAUUCCCUGCCUAAGUUAUCAACUCAGAUUGGACCAUCAGUUUCCUGUUGGGGAUUUAUAUCCAACUCUAGAGCCAGUUUCUGACCUGCCAAUGGCCUUUACCUCCCCCAGGCUGGAAAAUGGAGCUCUAGAUUAAAAUACUUCAAAUAACCAGGUACAUUUAUUAAACACAAAAACUUAGUAUAGACUUCUAAUCUUGAGUCUAGAACUUACCAAAAUGAGGUCAAGAUGGCCUACUCCCCAGUGCACCCAGUAGUUACUUUUGAGGGUCUGUUUCCUUGGGGAGGAGGGGUUGUUCAGUCACAGGGGUCCAAAAAAGCUGAAAUGGAAGUUAGAAUGCUAAUCCUGGGUGUUGCCACUAUCCGUCAGGAGUCAUGGAGACCACAGUCAGACCAGUGAUUUCUGAGA
Molecule: messenger RNA, 6068 nt
Organism: Condylura cristata (star-nosed mole)
Lineage: Eukaryota; Metazoa; Chordata; Mammalia; Eulipotyphla; Talpidae
Gene: ADAMTS12
Product: ADAM metallopeptidase with thrombospondin type 1 motif, 12
Exons: 24
Coding region: 1-4767 (1588 amino acids)
Biological process (GO): proteolysis; extracellular matrix organization
Cellular component (GO): extracellular matrix
Molecular function (GO): metalloendopeptidase activity
Source: RefSeq, a predicted model, not a curated record